CCACACGGGACGUCGUUCGCAGCAGAGUUGUAAGAAAUCUCCUUUUUUGCUCCCUCGGCGCGACAAAAAUGGUUUUUAUUAAAGUUAUUCAAGUUAAGAACGAGUCGGCCAUGAUAAGAAACCGCAAACUGCGAUGAACCUAUAACCUUGGAGCCGUCUGAACAAGAGGCAAGAAAAGUUAGAAGAAAAAAUGGACAAUGAAGAAAGCGUCGAAACUAUGCCUCGCACUUUACUCACUGUUUCGGCAGUGAUAAUAAUUUUGAUCAUCAUUCUCGGAGUUUUGGGUAAUUUGUUGACCAUUCUUGUGUAUUCAUUAACUCCCAAAAUACGAAACGCAACCGCUGCAUUCAUUGUCAGCCUCAGCUUCGCCGACCUGUUUUUCUGCAUUUUCGUUUUGCCGUUCAGCGCGUCUAGGUUCAUCCAUGGAAAAUGGAAGUAUGGGGAUUUUGUCUGCAAAUUGUAUUCUUUUGUCGAGUUUGGAAAUGUUGGCGUUUCCCUUCUGUUCAUCAUGAUGAUUUCAAUAAACAGGUACGUUAAGAUCGUGCAUUGUCAGAUGUAUGAGAGAAUUUACACGCCAUUGCGGACUGCAGCCAUGAUUGUAUUUUGCUGGCUAGUCAGUUUCUUGAUGCAACUGCCUACUUUGCUAGGAGUCUGGGGUACAUAUGGCUAUGAUGAAAAGCUUUUCAAGUGUGACAUUGUGGAAGAUGACAACGGACGUUCAAGCAAAUCAGCGCUCUUCAUUAUUGCAUUUACCCUCACUUUCUCCACCAUCAUCUAUUGCUAUUCCAGAAUUUUUGUCGUUUACUUCCGGUCAAAAUCUAGAAUUCGUCAGAAUUCAACAUUUCAACAAUCUGAUAGAAACAAAAAUGCAGACAAUCAAAGGGAUUUGCGUUUCACACUGAUAAUGUUCACGAUCUUCAUAUCAUUUAUCGCCUGCUAUGUUCCUCAAACAAUCAUUACUCUUGUGGAUGAAAAAAAGGAAAAACCAGCGUUGUACGUGGUGGGAUACGACAUUUUAAGUUUGUCCGCCUGCGUCAACCCCAUCAUCUACGCAUUGAUGAACAAGCAGUUCAGAGAUGGCAUCAUUCAAUUGCUGCCUGUAAAGAACACUUUCAACCCCGACUAUCAAACUAACCAAACUGUAUCUGCUAGCCUUAAAUAGAAUCAUCGUAUUUGCAUUAUUUUUACUUCAAUUCAUCAUAGCUUCACUUCCAUCAAUGCACAUGGCUAACUUUUUUCCAAAUUAAUUGCGUGGAAAAUGUAUAUUUUGAAUUUUCCGCAGCACAACGUUUACUUACAAAAAUAUAGAUGACCAUAAACCAUUUAUUUUAUAUAAUUAUGAUAAUUAUUUCCUGACAUAUUAUUUCAAGUUUAAACGCUGAAAUAAGUUUUUAAAUUAAAUAACGAAAACUAACUUCUUGCGGUAUAUUUAACUCUCACCAGCACAAUCAAAAUAUUAAUGUUUGAUAAGCCAAACAAAUUAUACGAAACUCUUAUUUUAUUUCUUUUACAUUUACAUAUUACUAAACUUCCUCACAAGCCAACAAAGACCAUUACAAAGUUUCCAACAGUGGUAUUAAAAUUUUGUAUGACGCUUCAAAAUGAACUUCCACAACGAAUUUUUUUCUAAUUGUUCUUAUUAACAGCGCUCAAUAAUUUCACAUGUGCUCUAUUUACAUUAACUGCUUAUUAUUAGUUUUCUCUUCAAUUACGAUUUUAUGUUAAAAAAUAAAUGUGAAUAAAUUCAUUACAAUUACAUUUAAAAUCGUAACAAAUUAAUUUCAAAUCUAACAGUUGACUAACAGGUAUGGCCUUUAACAAUGAAGAUUAAUUUAUUUCUCUCCAAAAAAUUAAGCACACAAACUGUAAAGGAACUUAGUUAUUUAUAAAGAACCUCAAUCCCUUUUUUGGAUUUCCUCUCGAUUCCAACCAAUGAAGAAAUUUACUACUUUUGAAAAGUGGUUUUCGUGUUUCUACUUUUUUGGCUUUUUUGGUCAGCCAUUCGUGGCGGGGAGUUUAUGCAACUGGCUGAACGCUGGCGCAUCAACGGCUGCCGCUGUAAAAGUUAUUAAACCAGAGCACACCGACUCGAAGCGGUUUAUGUAGCGCAGACGACCU
Molecule: messenger RNA, 2118 nt
Organism: Neocloeon triangulifer
Lineage: Eukaryota; Metazoa; Arthropoda; Insecta; Ephemeroptera; Baetidae
Product: G-protein coupled receptor moody-like
Exons: 9
Coding region: 191-1162 (323 amino acids)
Biological process (GO): G protein-coupled receptor signaling pathway
Cellular component (GO): membrane
Molecular function (GO): G protein-coupled receptor activity
Source: RefSeq, a predicted model, not a curated record